GGCUGCAGUCCUCCUGCGAGACAUCAUUGGUGACGAGAUCAGCGAAGACUCGUCAGCGCCCGUUGUGGACGUCAUAUUAUCUGAUGCCAAAGAGAAGAUAAGCGCUCUGAUCCUGCCACCAAACUUGGAGGUUGCGUUUUGUGGAAAGGAAGAUGGCUCUGUUGCUGUGUACAGUGUCAAGAGCGGGGUUCAAAUGAGUACGCUCUAUCGCCAUAAAUCACUCGUUCGGAUCGUAACUUGGUGGCCAUUGACUCGCAUAAUCAUGAGCGUUGACACUUCUAACACCAUCCUCGCUUGGAAAAUGCAACCAGAUAAACCUUCGAGUUGGAAAACCGACACGCAAUUGUUUCAGUCCCGCCUUGAUUGUGGCCAUACCAUAGUACAGAUACUACCAGGCGAAGAGUUUGGGAAGUUUAUCAUCUCAACUCGUGAAUCGGAUCACUUCUGGAGCCUUGAAGGCCAGCAAGAAAAGGUUCUCCAAAACUCAGGACAGCCACGAAUCCGGUACUGGGUUCAGCAUCCAAAAUCGUCGCUUCACAUCAUAGGUAUCGAUGGUGCAUUCGCAAGAAUCUAUUCAUGGCAAGACUGGUCGGAAAUUAGAUCCGUUUGUCUGGAAAUAGUUGUGGACGAUCUUCAGCUCAAGUCCGUUUCUUUGUUCAUGCUGGACCGCAAACCACAACUUCUACUGGAGCUGUCUGUACUGAAUGACCCAGCUGUCACACGAGAGCUAUAUUCAAUAGACGUCACUGCCUUUGACAUUAACGCUGGCGAUGAAGAAAAGCGAGAGCCAAUACAUGAUUCGACUCAUGAAAAAAAGUUUGACCCUUCACUUCAAUCGCCCGUUGCAAGCACACUUGUGAGCCCACGGCUACGCUCACAGGUCGACUUCUUGGCUGAUUACGUCUCACAUAUUAUUGGAAUCAGCGACAGCGGGAAGCUUGUUUUCCUUGACACACGCUCGUGGGUGUGUUCGGCCAGUCUUGAGAGCACAUUCGGAAGUUCUGUUUCCUACUCGCGGCAUUUUUUCGUGCCGUAUGACUGGUUUUCUGGCAUUCGAGACAUCCUGUGUGGACUGACGAAGCGAGAUGUUGUUUUCGCGCGGCACGGUGAUGUAGCAAUCAUUAAGGGCGGUUUGGAAUUUGUGGAGAAGGUUGAUGUGAAGCAUGAACUUCUGAGCCUGAAGAAAUAUGGGUUUAGACGAUAAAGCAAAGGGAUUUCAAAUGAGAUGAUUCUCAGCGCUAUCGACAAAUUCGCUCAGCCUUUUGGUAAUAUCAAGAGCCUAUAGCGUUCAGAUUACGUUCAAAUUAGUUCCAUGAGCUGACAGAGAAGCUAUGAGACCAAAGCUGCCAACUUUAUGCCAAGAAUUCGAUAUUAUAAUACAGCCUUCCUUACCAUUCUUUGCACCAGGCUUCACCGAAUGUUCGUCUGGGGUGUUAACCUCCGUGAUUAAGGGAUAGCGGAGACGCGUGUCUUCAAUACUUCUCUGCCACAAUUUUGUCAUCGCUAAAAGCAUAUUAUCAUGUACUAUAGGGAGGAGCUUUAUAUAGUAUGAAAGUCUUGAUUUAUUAAGGUAUUCUAGAGCUCUCCUAUAAGAGGAAGCUCUAGGAGUUCUAGUUAUAUAAGUAGCCUCUAGUUAGCUAGAGCGCCUUAGGGAGUGCCUUAGGUGCGUUAAGUGUAUAAUAU
This is a messenger RNA of Cadophora gregata, 1683 nucleotides long. RefSeq lists its product as uncharacterized. The record is from RefSeq and is a predicted model, not a curated record. The coding region runs from base 194 to 1204 and encodes 336 amino acids. The transcript has a single exon. NCBI's taxonomy places the organism in Eukaryota, Fungi, Ascomycota, Leotiomycetes, Helotiales, Ploettnerulaceae.